Dictyostelium discoideum AX4 is the source of this 297-nucleotide messenger RNA. RefSeq lists its product as hypothetical. The transcript has a single exon. NCBI's taxonomy places the organism in Eukaryota, Evosea, Eumycetozoa, Dictyosteliales, Dictyosteliaceae. Bases 1 to 297 code for a protein of 98 amino acids. The record is from RefSeq and is a predicted model, not a curated record.
AUGUCUGGCCUUUCCACCACCCAUUCUUUUGCCUUCUAUACUGGAGAAGAUGAACUCAUCCAGUUCGAAGAAGGUUUCUAUAAUACUGAUCUUCCCAAUCUGGAGAUCAGCAACUUGGUAUCCGAUGAUUCAAGCUCAAGUUCCUCGUCAUCAUCGUCAUAUGUUUCCUCAAGUACUGGGAACAUUCCAAGAAGUAUUGACCAAACAAUCAGUAGAGUCGAUACCAAUCCACACAGCGGCGAAAAUCAACACUUUAAAGCACCUUUAAAUCCAAGUACUCUUUUUAAUAUAUAUUAA